AUGAAUAAAGCAGAGAGUCGGACAAAUGAUAGGGGCCACUUGCUGUCAGAGUUCGAGAGCGCGGAGACGCUGCUCAUCUCGGAGGUGCACAUGCUGCUGGAGCACCGCAAGGCACAGAACGAGAGCGCGGAGGAGGAGCAGGAGUUCUCGGAGGUGUUCAUGAAGACCCUGACCUACACCAACCGCUUCCGCAAGUUCAAGAACAAGGAGACCAUCGCGGCCAUUCGCAGCCUCCUGAUGCAGAAGAAGCUGCACAAGUUUGAGCUGGCCGCGCUCGCCAACCUGUGUCCCGAGACGCCGGAGGAGGCCAAGUCGCUGAUCCCCAGGUACGCACGCCCCUGCGCGGCCGUGCCGUGCUUGGAAGGCAGGUUCGAAGAUGAGGAGCUGAGGCAGAUCUUGGACGACAUCCAGACCAAGAGGAGUCUGCAGUACUAG
This is a messenger RNA of Bacillus rossius redtenbacheri, 435 nucleotides long. RefSeq names its product DNA-directed RNA polymerase II subunit Rpb4 (gene Polr2D). NCBI's taxonomy places the organism in Eukaryota, Metazoa, Arthropoda, Insecta, Phasmatodea, Bacillidae. Gene Ontology annotation, biological process: transcription initiation at RNA polymerase II promoter. The record is from RefSeq and is a predicted model, not a curated record. Gene Ontology annotation, molecular function: translation initiation factor binding; nucleotide binding. The transcript is spliced from 4 exons. Gene Ontology annotation, cellular component: RNA polymerase II, core complex. The coding region runs from base 1 to 435 and encodes 144 amino acids.